This is a messenger RNA of Nematostella vectensis (starlet sea anemone), 2117 nucleotides long. RefSeq names its product ciliogenesis and planar polarity effector 2. The transcript is spliced from 8 exons. Lineage: Eukaryota; Metazoa; Cnidaria; Anthozoa; Actiniaria; Edwardsiidae. The record is from RefSeq and is a predicted model, not a curated record. The coding region runs from base 124 to 972 and encodes 282 amino acids. Gene Ontology annotation, molecular function: GTPase activity; GTP binding.
CGCAAGGCAUCAUGGAACAUCUACACUCAAAAUGGCGGCAACAGAGAGAGUGACGAGACUGUGCCAUGAAACCAGCUUAUAGCUUCAAUCUAUCUUACAAUUCCGUGUAUCCUUUGGUUCAGUAUGCUUUAUAAGCCCAAAGGGUCAAUUGUCCAGUUUAACUGGCAAGAUACGCAAGAGGGAAGGGAGUAUUUCGGCGGAAUUCUACGACGGAAUCGACGCAAAUUCUUCGGGAUGUUAGAGAUGCCCAGUCUACCACUGCAGUCUACAGCAGAUGUUGUUUCCUACAAGAUCUUUCUUAGUGGAAAACCAGGCAUCGGAAAGACAAGUACUAUCGCAAAGCUUUCUGGUCAAGAAGUCCCUCACAUGCAUAUAGAAACCCCUGGCAUUCAGACGUCAGUUGUAUAUUGGCCUGCAAAGCUGAUUAAUUCUUCCAAGGUGAUUCUAUUCAAGUUUCAUUUUUGGGAUUGUGGAAGCCACUCCAUGAAAAAAUAUGAUCACCUGUUGCCAGCAUGCAAGGCUAAUGUUGAUGCAGUUCUUUUCAUGUUCUCGUUCACUGACAGAUCAAGCUUUGAAGAUCUUCCAAAUAAUGUCAGUUGUUUUCUUGAUGGACAAGAAAAUGUUUUGUCAGCAGCGGUUGCAACAAAACAUGACCAAGUACUACACGGUGAUAUCACGGAGCAAGAACUCCGAGACUUUGAAGAGCAGUGGUCCGUGCCAGUUCUAAAAAUAGCCAAUGUGAACGGACCACGCCUAGCCGAUGGGUACAGCCUUGAUGGUAGGGCAGGCAUUAUGGAGAUCGCUUCAUUUCUGAACUACUUGUCCGAGUUGCUAUGGCAACGUGACCAGUCUGUCAUUGCAAGUCGAGAGGCUUCAAGAGACCGUGUGUCACGCCAGUCAUCAGGGUCGAGUCAGCAUUCGCGCUCCUCUGCCGACCAGAGAUUUGUGCUAAAUGUAGAGAAGUAUAUAUAGAUAUAUAGAUUGCGUGACAUAUUGUGACAUAUGGGCUCAAGUCAGCACUCACGUUUCUCUGCCGAUCAAAGAUUUUAGCUCAGCGUAGAGAAGUAUAUCAAUAGAUUGCGUGACAAAAUGACAAAAUUGUCACACAAUUCACUUUACUUGGGCUGCGUGUCAUAUAGUGACAUCGAGUCAGCAUUCCCGCUUCUCUGAUCACCAGAGAUUUCUGCUGAACGUAGAGGAGAAUAUACAUGGAUUGCGUGACAUAAUGACAUCUGUCACACAAUACACUUGGGCUGCGUGCCAUAUAGCCUCCUCCGCAGGCAACUCAUAAUGAAAAGGACAAAAAGAAUGGGUUACCUGUGGCGAAAUUGCGGAGGAGGGAGACUUCCGGUUUGUCACUUCCGGUUUUUUGCCACAGGAAACCCAAUUCUUGUUUCUUUUUCUGGUCUUUGAGAUGCCUGCGGAGGAGGCUACGUGCCGUGACACCGAGUCAGCAUUCGCGCUACUCUGCCAAUCAAGGAUUUGUGAACGUAGAGAUUGCGUGACACAAUGGCAUCUGUCACACAAUACGAACCCCUUGGCCUGCUUGUCAUUGUGUGACAUCGAGUCAGCAUUCCUGCUUCUUUGCCGACCAGUUAUAUUUGUGGCGAAUCGUUCAGCUUAAAUCUCUGGUCAGCAGAGGUAAGUAUUUGAAGAUUGCGUGACAAAUUGUGACAUUUGGGCUCGAGGCUGUAUCUCCGAUCCUCUGUCGACCAGAACUUUUGUGCAGAACCCGGUGAAGUAUUAGGAGACGAGGAAGCGAUCUCGGUUAUUUUCUUCUAUUUGAAUGAACAUUGUUUUUCAGUUAGAAAGCUGCUAAGAAAAACGCUGUUUAAAACAGUGUUUAUGAAUCAAUAAAUCUUUGCCUUUUUGUAACAUUAAUGUAAAAGGAACAUUGUUCCGAAGAGCGAAUGCAAGCUUGCCUAAAGUUUCGAUAAAAUUGAAGAAACUGUCAUGGUUAGAUGUUCUGUUUAAAUAUUUGCAGUAACAAAAGUUUUGUUACUAUUAUCAAAACGUGAAGAGAUAUAUAUUUUUGAACAAAAAUUAUUAAUGCAGUAAAAAAGCCCGACUUAUUGUAAUUGCUUUCCUGUUAUUAAAUAAAUUUGCGCCAAAAAGAA